AGAGAGCUCAUUGCGGGUUUGGGCAUCGCAGAUCUGACAGAGCGUGGACUGGCUCGGGACGUCUCACAGCCAACUAUACCUUACGGCUGUUGUCGAUGUCGGUGACGCAGUUAUUAGACGGGGAUCUAGGUCUGAGCAGCCCGGGACAAUCCCUCAGAUUAUCGCUUGACCCGCAGGAUUUGUUGAAGAGGCACCUGAUUCACCGGGAGCGAUACGUCGAGUGAGAGCAGGAAGAAUGAUCUAGAUUUAUAUUUAUGUUCCACUGGGACAUUUUCCACUAGCUUCUCCAUCUCUCAUGUGGAUAAGGAUCGGAUGCCUUUUACGCAUGCAUAACUCCUGGACGCGGUGCUUUAGAGGAGCCCUCUUUAAGUGACCAAAGUGGAUCCAUGGCAGCUUUUACGCAUGACUCGAUAUCACCGCUUGAGAAACUUUUGGGGGGAAUCUGCAUUUCUCAGUACUCUUCUUAGAUCCGAUAAUGUGUGGUAUUCCUGCUGCCGGUGGAAUCGUAAUCCCCCCCUGAUUACCGCGCACAGAUGGAUUUCGUCGUGCCUGCCAGCCGGCUGACUCCAGGGCCUAGACUCGUUAUUUUAACCGCUAUCAGUGCGUCUUGAUUGGCGAAUUGAAGCCACAGGCUAGUCAAGCAUAAAUCUGGGCCCACAGCGUUGCCCACCGGUGCCAAAAUGAGGAGAGUUGUACUGAAAGAAGCCGCCAAACGAUUCCCCUGGCUGGCCAAUGUCACUCUGUACGGGUGCUUAUUCGCCGGCGGUGACAUGGUCCAUCAGCUCAUAGCUCAGGAGGAGCGCAUGGACUGGAAACACACUCGCGACGUGGCAAUUGUGGCAAUCAGUUUCCAUGGAAACUUCAAUUACUUCUGGCUGCGAGCCCUGGAGAGGCGUUUCCCCGGAAAGUCCGCCGGGAUGGUUUUCCGCAAACUCCUGCUGGACCAAAGCUUCGCGUCGCCUUUGGCCACCAGUGUCUUCUACACAGGUGUGAGCUUCUUGGAGGGAAAGGAGGACAUAUUGGAAGACUGGAGAGAGAAGUUCUUUAACACCUGGAAGGUAAGCAAGGCCUCGGCUGCAUCAAGGGAAGGAAGUCACCCUCCACUCCACACAGUCACUGCUGCGAGCUCCCAACCAGAUUAACCUAGAUUGGGCCUUUGCUGCUUUUGCGCAG
Etheostoma cragini (Arkansas darter) is the source of this 1173-nucleotide messenger RNA. Its product is annotated as mpv17-like protein. The record is from RefSeq and is a predicted model, not a curated record. Gene Ontology annotation, cellular component: cytoplasm; membrane. The coding region runs from base 681 to 1142 and encodes 153 amino acids. Lineage: Eukaryota; Metazoa; Chordata; Actinopteri; Perciformes; Percidae. The transcript is spliced from 2 exons.